Mycena indigotica is the source of this 942-nucleotide messenger RNA. Its product is annotated as NmrA domain-containing protein. Lineage: Eukaryota; Fungi; Basidiomycota; Agaricomycetes; Agaricales; Mycenaceae. The transcript is spliced from 5 exons. The coding region runs from base 1 to 942 and encodes 313 amino acids. The record is from RefSeq and is a predicted model, not a curated record.
AUGGCGUCGAGUGCCCUUUCCCCAGUUUCUCAUCUCUUCGAUCACCUUCAAUACCUUCUAAAUGUCUCGCAUCUUCACAGUCUUCGGCGCAAAUGGCGCGCAAGGAACUGCGGUCCUCGAAGCUGUUCUUGCCGAUGGGACUUUCACCCCCGGGCCGUUUCUCGGAGCGCCGACUCUGCGCCAAGCAAGGCCCUUAUCGCGCGCGGCAUCGAAGUUGGGGCAGCCGACCUCUUCGAUAAGGAGUCGCUGAAGAACGCCGUCCGGGGAAGCGAGGUUCAAGUUGUUUUUGGCCUCGCUGCGACAGUUAGCCGACCGCCUGCUGAAGUGUCCUCUGUAAAGCUCGCUCCCGAAUGUGACGGAGUCCAGCAAUGGCCUCUACACGCACGCGACACUGUGUUCAUCUGGUUGCGAGCUCUCUUCUCCGUUAUAUUUGACUUGCAGCGUGAAUCCGGCAUCCCCCACUCGAUACUACUCACCGCCUGGUUCUGCGAGAACGUCUGGAAGCUCGGUGUGCUUAGCAGCGAGAGCUACAUCGUGACCACCCCCAAGUUCGCACCAGAGGACCAGCAGUGCGCGAUGUGGGUCAAGCACGACCUGGGCCAGGCCGCGCUGGCGCUGGCCAAGAACUACAACACGCCGCUGGGGAAGCGGGUCGGCGUGCUGGGCGGCGCGUUCCCCGUCGUCUCGAUGAAGUUCACGUAUCCCCAGCUGGCUGCGGCGAUCGCGAAAGGGAUCAGCAAGCCCGUGGCGUUCCUCCCCGUCGACAGCGGAGCUCGACGAGAUGGUGCGAUCGUGUUGUUUCCAUUCCUCUUCCAAGCUAAAAUCGGCAGCUACCACGACACGCCGGUCCCGAAUCCGACACUGGUGGAGCUCGAGGUCAAGUUCGCCGCGAUCGAGGAGUUCGUCCACUGGCAGCAAGAGGUUGUUCCACGCUUUACAUGA